Molecule: messenger RNA, 1670 nt
Organism: Panicum virgatum (switchgrass)
Lineage: Eukaryota; Viridiplantae; Streptophyta; Magnoliopsida; Poales; Poaceae
Product: 2-oxoglutarate-dependent dioxygenase 11-like
Exons: 4
Coding region: 298-1377 (359 amino acids)
Source: RefSeq, a predicted model, not a curated record
AUUUAACUUUGUUACCGAUUAUUGAUUGAGUAUGCAGACUUAUCUUGUAGCUUCGUUUGGGGUUAGAACGAAGCCAUCGCUACUUGUCAUAAUGUCAUGCUAGCUGCCAAUCUUAAUUAUUUCCACGUCCUUCAUGUGAAUUGUCUAUUUUAGCCUCAAUAAGUAUGUAGUCUGCCACUUCCUCAAAAAGAAAAAGAAGGGUAAGUCGUCUGCCAAACUUGAUGUAAACUGCUGUCUCAAAGUCAUUGAACUAGUUGCAUCAGGGAAAGUUUAUUGCUUUAAGGAAAUCAAGGGAGGAUGGCUGAAAUCUUUGACAAAAUGAAAGUGGAGUUCAUCGACCAAAAUGAGAGUGUGCAGGUUAUUGCAGAUAACAUCCGUGAUACCGGUGAGGUUCCUGAAAGGUAUGUCAGGUCUGAAAUUAAGGCUGAUCCUGUCAUCGUCGAUGUGGAGGGUUAUAAUCUACCGGUUAUAGAUAUGUCAAGAUUGCUCAACCCUGAGUUUUCUGAAGAGGAGACUGCUAAGCUUGGAUCCGCCUGUGAGCAUUGGGGAUUCUUCCAGCUUGUGAACCAUGGGUUAGAUGGAGGGUUGCUGCAGCAAAUUAAGUCUGACAUCACAGAGUUCUUCAGCCUUCCACUGGAAGAGAAGUUGGCAGUGGCAAUUCCACCAAAUGGCAUACAAGGGUUUGGACACCACUUUGUUUUCUCCAAGGAACAGAAGCUGGAUUGGGUAGAUAUGCUGUUCCUUGCCACACGGCCUGUUGAGGAAAGGAGUCUGGCCUUCUGGCCUACAAAGCCUUCCACAUUCAGGGACACAUUGGAUAUGUACUCACUGGAGCUGGCAAAUGUAUCUGCACAAUUGUUCAAGUUUAUGGCCAACAACCUUGGAGUUAACAAGGAGGGACUCCUUGGUACCUUCAAGGGUCUGCCUCAGAGCAUGAGGAUCAACUAUUACCCUCCCUGCAGUCAAGCUAACAAGGUUUUAGGUCUGUCACCACAUACGGAUGGUGUUGGCAUGACAUUCCUCCUCCAAGUAAAUGAUGUAGAAGGACUGCAAAUCAGGAAGGAUGGCAAAUGGUUUUCAGUGAAGGCCAUACCUGGAGCUCUUGUCGUGAACAUAGGGGAUGCUCUUGAGGUCCUCACCAAUGGCCAGUACAAGAGUAUUGAGCACAGGGCUGUAAUAAACCCUGUCAAGGAAAGGAUUACGAUCGCAACAUUCCUUAGCGUCAACCUUGGCUGCACGAUUGGCCCACUUCAGGAGCUGCUGAAGGCAGGCGAGGCACGCUACAAGGUUUUAGAUGGUGUUGAGUUCACCAAGGGCUACUUUGCUGCAAAGCUGGAAGGCAGAAGGUACUUGGAGAGCUUGAAGCUAGGCAUAUGAGAGUACUCUGUUUUUUUCUUGUCUUUCUGUUGGUGACUGUGUAAUGAGUAAUUGAUAGUGAGUUCAUUUUCUGAUAUAUGGCUUUCAGCACAGAUGUGAAAUGAUGCUUCUGUUAGUGAGUGGCUAUAGUUGAUGGUGCUUUCAUUCUUUUGUCUAAUUUAUGUUGCUUCCAGAAUUUAUGUGAUAAGUAAUCCACCAGCGUUGUAAUUUUGCUGCUGUGUGCCCGACUACGGACUACCUGAACAAUAUACUCAAGUAUAUUUUUAAGGGCUUAUAAAUAAAUAUUUGAUGCA